AUGUCAUUAACUAAUUCUACCAAAAUUUUUAUUGGAAGUAUACCUAAAGAUGUUACAGAGGAAGAGUUAAAGGCAGAAGCGUCAAAAUAUGGUACAAUAACUCAAGUUUAUUAUGUACCAGCUACAGCUCAAAGUCCAAGGGGAUGGGCAUUCAUUACUUAUGAACAAAGAUCAGAAGCAUAUAAAGCAAUUGAAGCUUUAGAUUAUAAAUGUAUUUUUCCAAAUAGUCAAAGACCACUAGAUGUGAGAUUUGCUAGUUAUAAAUAUAAUAACCCAACAGAUAUACAGGCAGCUAAUAAAAAUAUUUGGCAAAAACAUGUAACAUCAGAUGGACACCCAUAUUAUUAUAAUUCCAUUACUGGACAUUCACAGUGGGAAAAACCAAAAGAAAUAUUAACAACAAAUUAUACAGGAAAAAGUACAGUAGCAUCAUUUGGGCCACCAGGUGCAAAUGUUUUUGUUUUUCACUUACCAUCACAUUGGACAGAUAUGGAAUUAUAUCAACACUUUCAACAUUUUGGAUAUGUAAUAAGUGCAAGAAUUCAAAGAGAUUCCAGUGGAAGAAAUAAGGGAUAUGGAUUUGUGAGUUUUAAUAACCCUGAGUCUGCUUUAAAUGCGAUUAAAGGUAUGCACGGAUUUUAUGUAUCAGGAAAACAUUUAAAAGUUCAAUUAAAAAAAGGAGAAGAACAUUAUGUGCAAAUGAAUUCACCUGCACAACCUCAACUAACCCCUGCUCAACCAUAUUCUGUUCAACAGCCAAUAAUAGGAAAUCAUCAUCAACCAUAUAUGACACAUUUGAUGUAUGGAGGUAUGGAUUCCCCAAAUCAAAUGAGAUACAACACAUAUUCACUAAGUAGAUAA
Molecule: messenger RNA, 861 nt
Organism: Plasmodium gallinaceum
Lineage: Eukaryota; Apicomplexa; Aconoidasida; Haemosporida; Plasmodiidae
Product: RNA-binding protein, putative
Exons: 3
Coding region: 1-861 (286 amino acids)
Molecular function (GO): protein binding; RNA binding
Source: RefSeq, a predicted model, not a curated record